AAAAAAGAACACCAUUUUGACAUUGUAGUGGUGUUUUUAUAGAAAUCCAUGAGAAAUCCUUAAAAUUAAGCUCGUGAAAAUUGGAAAAGUGCAUAAAUUAUGUCAAAUUGAUUAUUUGGCGAACAACGCAUCUAGUUCAGGAUUUAAUUACUUGCAAGGCAAUAUCGACAAGUGGAGAGUAACUGAUAGCAUUUUGCUAAUGGACGCGUAGAAGAUUCAGAUUAUAUAGGAGCAAAGACUACCUGAACUGCUACUAGGAUCUGCCCAAAAUAAAUCAACACAAUGAACGUGGAUCUAAAGCAGACAUUUGCGCGGAUUAAGCCAGUGUGCGAUGUAGUGAUGAUGUGCCCCAACGCGGACUCCAUCGCGCAGUUCACCGGCCGCGUCGGCGAGCUGAAGAGCGAGGCGGUACAGGAGCUGCAGCAGUACCUCCUGUUCCCAUUCAUCACCCAUAUAAAGUCUACUGAAAUUGAGAAAAAAUAUGAGCUCCAGUGGAGGAUAAUAGAUGCCAUCCGAGUGGUGCUGGAAAAAGUAACCGUGAUCAGCUUCGAGAUGUGCAUUAAGAUAGAAACAGGGCUGCUCAGCCUGGUGUUCGACAACUCCAAGCCUGGCAUGAUUGCCGAUGUACCAGAAGAGCUAAAGCACUCUGUUAUGAAGUGCCUCACAGUGCUUAUGCUGCACAUCGACGACCGCGUCCGGAAGAAAAUGCUUCGCACGCAGGUGCCGCUUAUCGCGCAGGCCGUCUUCGUGUCCGUUCACCUUGCCAAGCUGGAGAGGCUCAGGGCACUGAGACUGGCAGCCAUCGACUCUGUAACAGCGCACACCGCCUGCCACCGCCAGCUGACGGACGCGUACCACAUAAAGGACAUACCGCUGGAGGCGCUGGUGGUGGACAUGCUGGCCAGCAUCCUGCCCGGCGUGCUGGCUGCGCUGCAGGACGUAGCCACCUGUCCUGACAACCCCGGACAUGCGGUGCAAGUGGCAGCAAUUGACGCGAUACACUGCAUACUGUGUCUCACGAUGAACGACAAAUACUUGCUCAAGCACUCGACCAUAACGGCCGAGGACUUCGCUAAGAUGGUCAUAGACAAGCGAAAACCUAACAAAGAAGUAAGCACGAAGGAAAAGAAUCCCAAGGAGAUAUCGAAACGUUCCGCGGAGUGGUUCGCGAUGGCGGGCGAGAAGCUGGUGCUGAUCAGCAAGAGUCUGUCGGAGCUGGUCACGGCCGACCACCCUAAAGUGCGCCGCGAACUCGGCGUGUACUGCGCCAGGCUGCUUACUGAGUGCCACCAAACAAUGCAGCCAUCCGUUUCCAUCGCACUCGACCUGUUACUCGCGCUCUCCGGCGACUCGCACCCCGAGGUGUCGGAGUACUGCUCGAGCGCGGUGCGCGCGCACUGCGGCCGCCACGUGGCCGACAGCCUGCGGGACAACUUCACGAGCACCGUCGCCGGCCUGCCCAGGGUGCUGAACAACGUCGAUUCCGCCCGCAAACUAACAGCGCUCAACAUGUUACACGGCUACAUCGAGGUGAUGAUGGACUCGGCCCAACCACAGACGCUGACCGCGGCCCUCAGUACCGAGCACGCGCUCCAGAGCUUCGUGUCCGCGCUGCUGGAGGCGGCCGCGCUGCACACCGACCUCGCGCUGCUCGCGCGCCACACCAGAGACGUGCCGACAAGAGCGCCGACAUCAUCGCCGUGGCUGAAGCUGCGGCACCUGGAGGGCGCGGGUGUCGCUCGGCUGUGGAGCGUGGCGCGGCUGCUGGGCGGCGCCGAGUGCGCCUCGCUGCUGCUCGACCGCCUCUCGCCGCACGAGGCCGAGAGCGCCGCGCUCGCCAACAUCCUCGCUUCAGCUCCAAACGCCCCAGCCGAAUUGGCGCAGCGCGUGCUCAGUGCGUACACUGAGGAAAGUGUGUGGUACCUGCCACUCGAGGUGGGCAGUGAAGAGGCGCCCACUACAGAAGAGACCCUCGACCCUUCCGUGUACGACCCCCACGCGUGGACCAAGGACAGCGUGCCAGGCCUGUACGAGGGCGCGACUGAAACGCGCUACACGGGCAUCAGCUACGCCGCGCCGCGCGCGCCGCGCCGCGCCGCCGGCGCCUGCGCCACGCUCGGCGAGGCGCAGCGCAACAUGGCGCUCGCCUGCACCCUCACCGAGGGCGUCGGCCUCAUGGCCAGGAGGCUCAUGGCCGACUUCCAGCCCUAUCUGCUCAAGACGCUCUGUCUGAUACUGGAGAGAGUUGGUAGUACGUACGAGAUGCUGCACCUAGCCGGCGUGAAGGCCAUAAGCGACAUCGCGACGGCGUGCGGCCACGACUCCGUGCCCGACCUCAUCCGCUGCAAUGCCGACUACUUCACGCACCAGAUCUCCGUCCGGCUAAAAAAGGCUUGGAACACCGAGUCAGCACUUCAAAUCCUGUCCGUGGUUAUGCAGUACAGUGACGCUAGUAUACUGGACUGUCUUUAUGGAAUAGUGGAAGACGUUCUAGUCCAAAGCUUGGAUAAAUAUCACGAAAAAAACUUACAAGCGUACCUUCAAGUGUUCCUGACAUUCAUUACCUGCAUCCGAAAAUGGUUUCCUGCGGAGGAUGAAUCAAAAACGGCAGAAAAAAAUAAAAGUGAAAAGGACCAAGAUUUUGACGUCUUGAAGGACCUGAUGGAAUAUCUGGCGCAUACUGAGGAGAUGGACAAGCUCAUGAAUAACGAGGAGGCGGAGACGACACAAAGCGCAGAAGAAAUGUAUAAAGAAGAUCAGAAAAUGAGAGAGGAAGGAAUUCUGGACUAUGAUGAUAAAGUUACCGAGGAAACCCCUCCCCUGCCGCGGCAUAUCGUCGUGACGCGAACUAUUCUGAAGAGGUGCCUCAACUUCCUUACGUCGAAGAAUAAAGAGGUGGCCAUCCUAGCGCUGCAGGUCCUAAACGAGGGUUUCCCGAUCCUGGUCCAGUACCCGGACGAGCUGCUGCCGCUGGCGCACGUGUGCUGGGCGCCGCUGGCCGCGCGCUGCGCCGCCGACGACGCCGUGGUGUUGCGCCGCGCGCUGGAGCUGCUGGUCACCAUGGCGGCGCUGGCUAAGGACUUCCUCAGACAACGGGCGGCUACGGACGUGUUACCUCACAUAUAUGUGUUCCUCCACAAGUCAGCGCGCGAGAGCCACCUGAAAGACGCGGGCGCCGCUUACCGCAGCUCUGCCUCAUUCCGGCUACAGGCGAGCGCGCUCAACGCACUCCGUACCCUGGCGUCAGACCUGGCGCUGGAGGCGGAGCGCCUUGAAGACGCCAUGGCGUGUGUCGACGACUACCUCAGCGGCAAGCAGCCCAGGCCUCUGCAGGAGCUUGCUGUGAAGUUCUUCAAAGCAAUGCUGGAGUACGACUACGGCGCGACCUGGUACCACCUGCGCGCGCUCGCCGACAACGAGGGCGUGCUGCACCCGCCCCACUCCAAGGCCAUAGACCUGGUGCCCGUCAUCGGCACCCCCUACACCCCGACCAACAAGGAUCUCGAGCGUAAUCUGGCGCUAGUGUUCGCGGGGCAACACCGCCACGGCUAGCACAUGCCAAGUCUGCGGAAAUGCAGACGCGGCAAACGAAAACUUGCACGGUAAACUGAUUCGGAUGGAUCAACUAAGGUGAGGUGGGGUAAGACUAUCUCCGGGACAAGACUAACACUAAACUUAUGGAAUCCUCAUACUGUUUUAUCUUGUCCCAUCUUACCUUACGUGAUAGAACACAUUACACACUUGAAAAUUUAAUGUGAUGAAGUGCUUUUACUUGGUGGAAUCUAGCCGUUAACAUUGAUGAUAACUGUAUAAGUAGGUAUGUAUAGUCAUUGAUCAACUGUGACAUCAUAAGUGUAUCGUUGAAAUUCGGCUAUCGGAGCUAAAUACGAACGGAUUCGAAUAAUACAUUAUUUUGAUACGUGGUGUUUCAAAUUGUAAAUUGAUCUUCCGCCUACUAUGAUUAGUAAAAUUUUCGGAAUAAACAUGACGUAAGUCCUUUAAGGCUAGUAGGCAUAGGUAAGUACAGCCAGCAAAAUAUAUAUAUAUUGAAUGUAAGUCCCAAUGUGAUGAAUUAUGGACAAAAAAUGGUGUAACCAUUUUGUAGAUUGUUUGCCAUUAUAAAUGUUCCCUUAUGUUGUUUAGGAUAUAUGUAGAUAGUAGGAAGUGCUCCCGGUACUGAGUUUGUAUGGCGAGAACCGGGAAUUCCCGGUUCCGGUACUGUAUUUGUAUAGAAAACCAGUACCGGGAGCACUCCCUAUUAGAUAGUUAUUUAGUCUGUAUUAUAACUGUGGAUAUAUGUUUUUUUA
This is a messenger RNA of Cydia fagiglandana, 4307 nucleotides long. RefSeq names its product TELO2-interacting protein 1 homolog (gene Tti1). Gene Ontology annotation, biological process: chromatin remodeling. The transcript has 20 exons. Bases 283 to 3552 code for a protein of 1089 amino acids. The record is from RefSeq and is a predicted model, not a curated record. Lineage: Eukaryota; Metazoa; Arthropoda; Insecta; Lepidoptera; Tortricidae. Gene Ontology annotation, cellular component: cytoplasm.